Messenger RNA from Linum trigynum, 2273 nucleotides. The record is from the annotation of a GenBank genome assembly. Lineage: Eukaryota; Viridiplantae; Streptophyta; Magnoliopsida; Malpighiales; Linaceae.
CACACGUGCGCGCUGGGCCCCCCUUCAUCCGAAGAUAAGCUCUGGAUUUCCGAAAACGUUAGCUCCUUCUACCUUCUUCUCCAUUUUGGUGAACUAUCAGCUCUGAGCUAGCCAUGGCGGCCACCGCAACCUUCAAUCUGAUAGGCUCCUUCAAGGGCCUCUCACUCUCAUCCAGCUCUUCCUCGUCGUCUUAUUCUGCUUUCUUCAAUGGCGGAUUCGCUGGCCUGGGGCCUCAGAACUCCGUGUCCCUGCCGCGAAAGGGCGCGUUCCAAUUGACGAUUGAAAUGGCUCACAAGAAGGGAGCGGGGAGCACCAAGAACGGCCGAGAUUCUCCCGGCCAGCGCCUCGGCGUCAAAAUCUUCGGCGACCAGCUCGCCAAGCCUGGCGCAAUCAUCAUCCGCCAGCGCGGGACCAAGUUCCAUCCAGGAAACAAUGUGGGAAUGGGGAAGGAUCAUACCAUCUUCGCGCUGAUCGAUGGCCUCGUCAAGUUCGAGAAGUACGGUCCUGACAGGAAGAAGGUGAGUGUGUACCCACGAGAAAUUGUGCCGGAGAACCCCAACAGCUAUCGAGCAAGGAAGCGAGAGCAGUUCAGGCUGCAGCGCGAGAAGAAGAAGGCCAAGAAGGAAGGCAGAACCUUUGCACGGCCGGAGCCACAAUUGGUUCUUGCUUCCAAUGUUGAUGCGGCAGAAGACAACCCUGUCUGCUGAUCAAGUUGUACCGUCCAAUGUCAAUUGUGUGAAUGUAAACAGCUCAGUCAACACUUUUGUUAUUGCUUUUGAUCGUUUGUAAUUUAACUGUUUCGUUGAUUCAAUUGGGAGUACACAGUUUUACUGCAUUCUAUUUCUAUGUAAUGUGACGUACUUGUUUGGCUGAUUCGCUUUGGAGAAUACACAGUUUUACAGCUCAGCCAACACUUUUGUUAUUGCUUUUGAUCCUAUGUAAUCUAACUGUUUCGCUGAUUCAAUUGGGAGUACACAGAUUUAUUGCAUCCUAUGUUACGUAAUUGUUUGGCUGAUUCGCUUGGGAGAAUACACAGAUUUACUGCGCUUUUACUGUAAUGAAAUUGAUUGGCUGAUCGGCAGAUUUACUGUGCUUAAACAAAAAGAAAUAGCUAGAUAGGUACUCAAAUGGUGAGAUUAAUUCCAAGAGAAAAGUAAUUCUACAUCAAAGCAUAAAUUCAAGUCUGACAAAUCUUAAACAUGUUGAACAAUAACUGAAGAGUACAUUCAAAACUAUCUCGUUUACUUUUCCUAAACUUUUGAGUCGUUCUCAUCUCUAGGAUGCUGCAGCCAGUAUACAGAGGAAUGACCAGACAAACCAACCACUUCUCAAGCAACUGCUCCAUGCCUCCCAACACCACCUGCACAAAUUAUGUGUUUCAAUCAAUCUAUUAAUCUGAAAGCGCUGAUUUAAGAAGAAAUUUGUUCAACAACAAAUAGCAGUUUGAUUGAACUUGCAGAAGUGGAUAGGGGAAAACUAAUGAAGGCAAUUCACAUGCAUCCGUAACCAAAGAGAAACAAGAUUAUCGCCCAGCACAAUUCAUUUCCUCCAGUUACCACCAACCAUUGGGAAUGGGUAUUGGAGCAGAAUUGAGCUAAACUCUUGGAAGAAAGGCUGAGAACUACAGCCUAACUUUAAGCUAGUAGCCAAAUCAAACCAGAUCCGACCAUGAUGGUAUCGAUGCGGAUAUAACCUAAUCCGAAAUCUAAACACCCCAAUUGAUCACUAAGUCACAGCAGUGUUUGGCAGAACUAGCCAAAGAGGGGGAGGAAAUACAAACAAACACAAUGCCCCAUGCAUCCAUCCAAACCCAAAGACAACAACAAACAAGAAAAUGCAACCUUGAUGGUAUUAAUGCGGAUAUUCCCUAAUCCGAAAUCUAAAACCCCAAUUGAUCUGCAAUCGCAGCAGUGUUUGGCUGAAGUAGCCAAAGAGGGGGAGGAAAUGUUGGACUGAAUCUCCACUGUCAACAAAUCCUAGCUGCACAAGGAUUGGAGGGGCGCCAAGAAUUAAGUAAGGUUAAAUUAAGUGAGUCUGUGAAAUAAGGGAAACUGUGUCGUUUGCAGGAUUACCAAGUCAGUACCUUAUGUUUGAGUAAUUGUCAGUCUAAGAGUAGUAAUUAGCAGUUUGGUAAUCUGUGUGUCGAGUUGAUGUUUAGCAGUUCAUGAAUCCUCAGUUUCAGGGUAGUGGGGAAUGGUAGCAGCCAACUGUCGUGGCUUGCACCUCAUGUAUAUAUUUAGCAGUUGCUCAUUCAAUAAGAACUGUCAGAUUGC